Messenger RNA from Heterocephalus glaber (naked mole-rat), 939 nucleotides. RefSeq names its product olfactory receptor 4K3. Gene Ontology annotation, biological process: G protein-coupled receptor signaling pathway. Gene Ontology annotation, molecular function: G protein-coupled receptor activity; olfactory receptor activity. Gene Ontology annotation, cellular component: membrane. NCBI's taxonomy places the organism in Eukaryota, Metazoa, Chordata, Mammalia, Rodentia, Bathyergidae. The record is from RefSeq and is a predicted model, not a curated record.
AUGGAUAAACUAAAUAGCUCCACAGUAUCUGAAUUUGUGCUGCUGGGACUCUCUACUUCUUGGGAAACUAAAGUUUUUCUUAUGUUGGCAUUCUCCUUGAUCUUUUUAGGGAUCAUCCUGGGAAAUCUCUUCAUUGUCUUCUUGGUGAUUGCUGAUUCUAACUUACAUUCUCCUAUGUACUUCCUGCUGGCUAACCUCUCCUUGAAUGAUGUGGGGUUUUCCUCAGUCACAGUUCCCAGAAUGAUCACAGACCUUUUAAGUGAACACAAUGUAAUUUCUUUCCAAGGAUGUAUGACACAGAUAUGCUUCAUCCACAUCAUGGGAGGAAUGGAAUUGGUGUUGCUCAUAGUCAUGGCAUUUGACAGGUACAUUGCAAUCUGUAAGCCUCUUCACUACUUGAACAUUAUGAGCCCUAAAAGGUGUGUUUCCUUCAUAGCUCUUGGCUGGGUAGUAGGNUUUGUGCAUGCCAUCAGUCAGCUGCUUCUGAUUCUGGAGCUGCCCUUUUGUGGACCCAGAGUAGUGGACAGCUUUUUCUGUGAUAUUCCUUUGGUGCUGAAAUUAGCCUGCAUGGAUACUGAAACUUUGGGGUCCAUUAUAAAUGCAGACAGUGGUGUUUUGGCAACAACUUGUUUCAUUCUCCUGCUGGUCUCCUAUACUUACAUUCUAUUAACUGUCCGCCUUCACUCUAAAGACGGUGCAUCCAAAGCACUAUCUACCUGUACCUCCCACAUCAUAGUGGUGGUGCUGUUCUUUGGACCUUGCAUUUUCAUCUAUCUGUGGCCAGUCAGUAUCACAUGGGUGGACAAGUUUCUUGCUGUAUUUUACACAGUUAUCACACCUGUUCUGAACCCAGCUAUUUAUACACUAAGAAACAAAGAUAUUAGGAAUUCCAUAAAGAAACUAGUAAGUCAUCAUGUGAAUUCAAGGAAUAUUUGUUAG